This is a messenger RNA of Capronia epimyces CBS 606.96, 1278 nucleotides long. RefSeq lists its product as uncharacterized. The record is from RefSeq and is a predicted model, not a curated record. The transcript has 4 exons. NCBI's taxonomy places the organism in Eukaryota, Fungi, Ascomycota, Eurotiomycetes, Chaetothyriales, Herpotrichiellaceae. The coding region runs from base 1 to 1278 and encodes 425 amino acids.
AUGUUGUCUUCGACCGAUUCUCGCGACACUAAGCGUGAACUAAGUCCGGAUCUUGAUACGCCGGCAGAGCCUCUCCCGAAGCAACAGAAGAGAUCCCUUGAGGCGCAAGAAACUAAAGCAACGAUCUCGUCUUCGACUAAUAUCCUCGACAUCAAGCGUGGACCUAUCCCGGACUUUAAUGAGCCAGCAAAUACUGUCCAGGUCCAGACACAACAAAUAGGGUCUCAGAAGAUACAAGAACGUGACACAGCCAUUGUCCGACCUGCUCUGACAAUACAGUGUUCCCAACCUGCCCAGUCAGUCAACAAGAUUGGAAAACAACCGGCUACUGAUCAACACCAAACCACCACCGUGCAGAAGCAAGGCUCGCACAUCAAACAGGGGGAAGAAACCCAAGACAAGUCAGAGUCAAGCGACCAUCCAGGGACGACAAUGACGGGGACUACUCCGACCACUCUUCCCGUUCUGUCCCAUUCUAGUGCUGCAGCCACGGCCGGGUCUUUAUCCGAUGAGGCUAUAGCGACGCUUCCGGUUUUAUCUAAUGAUCCAUCAACUUUCCCACCAUCACCCAUGAUUCUAGCGACUUGCCGAGUUACCUUCACUCCACGGCGGGCCAUCAACCUGGUACGCAGUGCUUCAAACCUGCCACGACUUCUCCAUUCAGACCAUUCAGCAAGAAUCAAUUCAGUGAUAGCCCAUCUGCCCGCCGAUAACUCGUAUUUCGCAAACGUUCUGAGUGCCGCCGACUUUGCGUCUGUCGCUCCACAUCACUGGCAUUUGAUCGCUCCUCGACUAAAUGGUGUGUUGAACCCUCACAUCAAUUAUUACCAUGUCCAUGGCCGUGUUCCAGGGGACGAUACGCAGGUCCGGCGGCGCGCUACUGUACUAGGUCUAUUUAUUCCUCAACUUGACAGCAGCCUGACCGUCAAUCCGUAUCCAUGGAUUCAGGCAGAAGGUCCCGCAAGCGCGACUUCCUUCAUUGGUUUGAUCCGAGAAUACUUCCGCGCCCAACUCUUCUACUUUUACCAAAUUCGGACGCUACGCAAUGAACAUGACCGGCAAUUCGCCACUACAUGGUGGUGGCGCCACGCGCCGGCGCGCGUAAGUACAAUCGCUGUCACUCUACCGACCAGUAGUGCAGAGUUCGAGCGCUACGUCUGGACCUUGAGGGCACAGAUCAGAGAUCUGGCCGAGUCUGGAUGCCCGGAUCCAAGUUGGGUCGUUCCUCGGGUGUUUCGGGGGACAUUUCGUGGACUGGAUUGGUGGUCGCUGAACUGA